Messenger RNA from Neohortaea acidophila, 708 nucleotides. Its product is annotated as phosphatidic acid phosphatase type 2/haloperoxidase. Gene Ontology annotation, molecular function: dolichyldiphosphatase activity. Gene Ontology annotation, cellular component: intracellular membrane-bounded organelle; endoplasmic reticulum membrane. The transcript is spliced from 2 exons. The record is from RefSeq and is a predicted model, not a curated record. Bases 1 to 708 code for a protein of 235 amino acids. Lineage: Eukaryota; Fungi; Ascomycota; Dothideomycetes; Mycosphaerellales; Teratosphaeriaceae. Gene Ontology annotation, biological process: lipid biosynthetic process; protein N-linked glycosylation.
AUGGAGGACCCUCCACUGGCCUCCCUGUCGCUGACUCACGUCCACUACGAUCCUAAUGACCUCAUCUCGCUCGCCUGCGCGUUUCUCGCCUUGGUCCCGCAAGGCUUGACCAUCACCUAUGUCACGCUAAUCUGGAGCACGCGAGAGGUCGAGAUCCUCUUGAUGUUCGCGGGGCAAAUGGGGUGUGAAGCGCUGAAUUGGAUUCUCAAGCGCUGGAUCCAGGAGGAGCGCCCGACUCAAAUGCUCGGCAAAGGCUACGGCAUGCCAUCCUCGCACGCUCAAUUCGUCGCCUUCUUCUCAACCUUCUUGUCUCUGUUCCUUUUGCUCAGACAUAAUCCGCACAACCACCCGCAUGCUUCGGCCACUCACAUCCCGAUCCCCUUGUGGCAACGUCUGGCGUUAUCUCUGCUGUCUCUAGUGUGUGCGGCGGCCGUGGCGCAGAGUCGAGUCUACCUCAACUACCACAAGCCUCGGCAGGUGUAUGCUGGAGUGGCGGCGGGAGUAGCAUGUGCUGUGGCGUGGUUUAUCGCGACGAGCCUCGCGCGGAGGUUGGGAUUGGUGGAUUGGCUGCUAGACCAGCCAAUUCUUCGCUGGGCGAGAUUCCGGGACUUGGUUGUCAAUGAGGAUCUAGUGGAUGCCGGUUGGGAGCGGUGGGAAAGCCGGAGACAGAAGAGGAGCGAGGCGAUUAAGAAUCUCAAGAAGCAAUGA